UUACUGGAAACCAUGAAGAUGGGUCUGAGUACGUCGUCCAUGCGCAGGCGUGGCUGUAUUUACGGAAUAGUGCUUGUGCUGAUUCCGUGCACGGUGCUGAUCGUCGUGAUCGGUACCGACUACACGUCCGAGCAGUCCAUGUCGCAGCGUAUGGCAGAGUUUCAGAUGCGCAUGCAGUACCUAGAAUCCAUGUAUCGCACGAAGCAGGAAGAUGUGGCCAUUCUUUCGCAAUACCUUCGACUGGCGGCAUUAAAUGGAGCCACCGUGUCCGGUGGCACCAGCUCGACUGACGGCACAAAUGUAUCACUAGCAAAUCUGGACUUAUUGGACGGGUUGAGCGCGGAUUCGAGAUCGCUCAUACGGAAUGUAACGUCCACGAAUCGGUUAGCGGAAAGUCUGAAGCUACCGACGGCAUUCCACUUUCUACCGCACCUGCUGGACGACUCCGCCUCAUUGCAGCCGAGCUAUAUCGAGAGUAAAAAACGCCAGGGAGUUUCGAUCGUACUCGGCAUUCCGACGGUAAAGCGCGACAAGCAAUCGUAUCUAGUAGAAACGAUCGACAAUCUCAUCUCGAACAUGGACGAGGAGGAGCAGAACGACACGAUGGUGGUGGUGUACGUAGGUGAAACUGAUUUGGAGUACGUCAAGGCUGUGGCUCAGCAAAUACGCACACGCUUCGCUAGUUAUAUUGAUAAUGGCUUCUUGGAAAUAAUCGCUCCGGCUGCAUCGUACUACCCGAAUAUGAAUAAUCUCCGCCAAACGCUUAACGAUUCGCAGGAACGAGUGCGAUGGCGCUCGAAACAGAAUCUCGACUUUGCGUUCCUGAUGGCUUACGCGCAACCCAAGGGUGCCUUCUAUUUGCAGCUCGAGGAUGAUAUUCUUACGAAGAAGGGCUUCGUGACGAUAAUGAAAAAUUUCGCUCUGGAGAAAACGGCGAAAAAGGAGCAUAGUAACUGGUUCGUGCUCGACUUUUGCCAGCUAGGUUUCAUAGGAAAAAUGUUCAAAUCCGCCAAUUUGCCUUGGUUAAUUACAUUCUUUCAAAUGUUUUUCAACGACAAACCCGUCGAUUGGUUGCUGUAUCAUUUGAUAUACACCAAAGUGUGCAGCGUAGAGAAAGAUGGGAAAAGCUGUAAACAGGAAAUGUCCAAACUAUGGAUCCACUAUAAGCCCUCAUUAUUCCAGCACAUCGGGACGCAGUCGUCUCUGAAGGGCAAAGUGCAAAAGCUGAAGGACAAGCAGUUUGGUAAAGUUCCAAAUUUUCAUCCCCAUCGCAAUCCACCGGCCGUUGUGCGCACCGGGAUUCAACCGUACAAAUCAUACACUCUGCAGAAGGCUUAUUCGGGCGACAGUUUCUUCUGGGGAUUAAUGCCUCAGCCCGGGGAUUUGAUUGAGUUCAAAUUUAAACAACCGACCACCAUUCGACGGUUUCUAUUUCGAAGUGGAAAUUUCGAACAGCCUUCCGAUCGGUUCUACAACACCACCGUAGAGGUGCUCCCGGCGAGUGGAAAUGGCUCUGCCAUCAGUGCCACGUUACCAUUUAAUGUGACUAAGGAUGGGUUCCUGGUGGUGGGAAGCUUCAACAACUACGGCAUAGCAGAGGGGGUUAUCGAUUCUAAAAUAGGAAAACUGAAAGAGCUUCGAUUGCACGUUAACAGUGACAGUCAGAAUUGGGUAAUUUUAAGAGAGAUUUAUUUGCAGAGCAAUAAUGUUCGGUGACAGAAACAUUACCGAAUGCUGGAUCCCUUUGUAUCCAGCGAUACGAAAGCAAGAGCAAUUGAAAUGCUUGUCGCCAGCGGCAAGCAGCAGUUGCGCUUGGUAAUGCCAUCGAAGCGGAAUAGCAGCACCAGUCUGCAUCAACGGCGUCGUGUCCUUUCUUCAAAGCAGCCAAAAAAAGGAAAUACACUAGAAGAAAAGGUGCCACCCGUAAAGAAGAUUAGCUCUAGG
Messenger RNA from Anopheles nili, 1944 nucleotides. RefSeq names its product alpha-1,3-mannosyl-glycoprotein 4-beta-N-acetylglucosaminyltransferase A (gene Mgat4a). The record is from RefSeq and is a predicted model, not a curated record. Bases 13 to 1716 code for a protein of 567 amino acids. Lineage: Eukaryota; Metazoa; Arthropoda; Insecta; Diptera; Culicidae. Gene Ontology annotation, molecular function: acetylglucosaminyltransferase activity. Gene Ontology annotation, biological process: protein N-linked glycosylation. The transcript is spliced from 5 exons. Gene Ontology annotation, cellular component: Golgi stack; endoplasmic reticulum; endoplasmic reticulum-Golgi intermediate compartment.